CGUACGCGCGCGCCAUUGGCUCACCAGCAGCCGGAGUGUCAGUGUGCAGACGGGCUCGAGUCGGAGCAUCCGGGCCAAGUUGCGCAGAGAUGCAGCGUACAUAGACGCAACACGCGGGCACACCACCGCGGCUCUUCCCAGAUAUCAUGGUUAAAACACCGUUAAGAUAGGUUGUUGUGGGUUUUAUUUAUUUUUUUAAUGGCGGCGCUGAAGUCGAGGUGAUCCGCUCGCCAGCGGGAGUAUAGUGCGCACUCCUUUUUUUUUUUUUUUUUUUUUGCCGGGGCUAGUAGCCAACGCAGAUAAAUCCGCUCUAUUAUUAUUUUUUCUUUUUCUUCUACCUGCUAUUGCAUAAGGAAUCAUGACAACGGGACAGGAUGAAAGCUCUGUCCGUGUGGCAUUGAGGAUUCGUCCUCAGCUGGCCAGGGAGAAGAUUGAGGGAUGUCACAUCUGUACGUAUGUGAUGCCUGGAGAGCCCCAGGUGAUCCUGGGGAAAGACAAGGCCUUCACCUAUGACUUUGUGUUUGAUAUGGACUCGCAGCAGGAGACCAUCUACGGUACCUGCACAGAGAAGCUGAUCGAAGGCUGUUUCGAGGGCUACAAUGCCACUGUGUUUGCAUAUGGACAGACUGGUUCAGGGAAGACGUACACCAUGGGGACUGGCUUCGAUGUCAACAUAGCAGAUGAAGAGCUGGGUAUCAUCCCCCGUGCUGUCCACCACCUCUUCAAGGGCAUUGAAGAGCGCCGGCGGACCGCCCAGGAGCAGGGACGUCCUGUACCAGAGUUUAAAAUCAACGCACAGUUCCUCGAGCUUUACAACGAGGAAGUUCUGGACCUCUUUGACUCAACUCGAGACAUGAAGCAGAAAUCUCACAUUAAAAUCCAUGAAGAUGCCAACGGAGGAAUCUACACAGUGGGAGUGACCACACGGACGGUGUCCUCCGAGGCUGAGAUGAUGCAGUGCCUGAAACUGGGGGCUCUGUCUCGCACCACAGCCAGCACUCAGAUGAACGUCCAAAGCUCCCGAUCUCAUGCCAUCUUCACCAUCCACCUGUGCCAAGUCCGCGUCUGUGCCUCUGACAAUCAAGAAAAUGACACUGAUAAUCGAGUCACCAACGGUAACUCUGAGAUGGACGAGUAUGAGACACUGACGGCCAAGUUUCACUUUGUGGACUUGGCCGGUUCGGAGCGGCUGAAAAGAACUGGAGCGACGGGUGAUCGAGCCAAAGAGGGCAUCUCCAUUAACUGUGGACUGCUUGCCCUGGGGAAUGUAAUCAGUGCUCUGGGUGACCGGAGCAAGCGGGCCUCACAUGUGCCUUACAGAGACUCCAAACUCACCCGACUCCUGCAGGACUCAUUAGGAGGAAACAGCCAAACAGUGAUGAUUGCAUGCAUCAGUCCAUCUGACCGUGACUUCAUGGAAACUUUGAACACAUUAAAGUACGCGAACAGAGCCCGGAACAUCAAGAACAAGGUGAUGGUGAACCAAGACAAGGCCAGCCAGCAGAUCAGCGCUCUGAGGACGGAAAUAGCUCGACUGCAGAUGGAGCUCAUGGAGUACAAGACGGGUAAACGUUUGGUGGGUGAGGACGGUGUGGAAAGCUUGAGUGACAUGUUCCACGAAAACUCCAUGCUGCAGACGGAGAACAGCAACCUGAGGGUGAGGGUGAAGGCCAUGCAGGAGACCAUCGAUGCCCAGCGGGCACGACUCACCCAGCUGCUCAGUGACCAGGCCAACCAGACCCUCGCCCGUGCAGGUGAAGGAGGCACAGAGGAAAUUGGAAACAUGAUUCAGAGUUACAUUAAAGAAAUUGAAGACCUUCGGGCAAAACUCCUGGAGAGCGAGGCUGUCAGUGAGAAUUUGAGGAAGAAUCUGUCCCGUGCCUCCAACCGUCAGUCGUUCUAUGGAGGGUCCAGCUCCUUUUCCUCCACUCUUCUGGCCCCCGAGAAGGAGACUGCUGACAUUAUCGAACUCGCUAAGAAAGAUCUGGAGAAACUGAAGAAACGAGAAAAGAAGAAGAAGAAAAGACUCCAGCUGCUGUUGGAGGAGAGAGAGAGGGAGGAAAGGGAGGAGGUGGUGGUGGAAGAGGUUGAGGAUGCCAGCGUCAACAAAGAAGAAGUUCCUGACAAUGAGCAAGAAAAGGGUGCAGAGAAGGAAAUGACAGAGAGGGCCAGUGAGGACACGGAAAUGGAGGUCCAGGAGGGCAGUGACCAUGAGGAGGGAGAAGGAGAGGAAGAGGAAGAAGAGGAGGAGGAAGAGAUGGAUGUAGAGGAGAGCUCUGAUGACUCUGACUCGGAGUCAGAUGAAAAAGAGAAUUACCAGGCAGAUCUGGCCAACAUCACCUGUGAGAUUGCCAUUAAGCAGAAGCUGAUUGACGAACUGGAGAACAGCCAGCGGCGUCUACACACACUGAAACAGCAGUACGAACAGAAGCUGAUGAUGCUGCAGUGCAAGAUCCGAGACACCCAGCUGGAGAGGGACCGCGUCCUCCAAAACAUGAGUUCAGUAGAAACUGGUACAGAGGAUAAGGCUCGCAAAAUCAAGGCUGAAUAUGAGAAGAAGCUGAGCAUCAUGAACAAGGAGCUUCAAAAGCUCCAGUCGGCCCAGAAGGAGCAUGCCCGCCUACUCAAGAACCAAUCACAGUACGAGAAACAGCUGAAGAAGCUUCAGAUGGAUGUGGCAGAAAUGAAGAGGACUAAGGUCCGUCUUAUGAAGCAGAUGAAGGAGCAACAGGAGAAGAACAGGAUGAACGAGUCUCGCAGAAACCGAGAAAUAGCUUCUUUGAAGAAGGACCAGCGCAAGCAGGAGCAUCAGCUGAAGUUAUUGGAAGCUCAGAAAAGACAGCAGGAGCUUAUUCUGAGGAGGAAGACUGAGGAGGUGACAGCUCUGAGGAGGCAGGUCAGGCCUACCUCGGGUAAGGUGAUCCGAAAGGUCAAUCUUCCAGAACCAGUCCAGGACUCCUCACACAGACCCCCCUCUGGACGCAUGUACUCCUCCAGCAACAGUGCUCCCAAUGGCACUUGGUCUUCUUACAGGCGCACAGGAAGUGUUUACAGCACCAGAAUGGCUCGCAACAAAUGGCAGUCCCUGGAGCGGCGUAUCUCUGAUGUCAUCAUGCAGAGGAUGACCAUCUCUAAUAUGGAAACCGACAUGAACCGCCUUCUCAAGCAAAGGGAGGAGCUCACCAAGCGCAAGGAGAAGGUCCUCAGGAAGAGGGACCGGCUGCUGAGAGAGGGGCCAGAGGCAGAGAAGACUGUUCUUCCCAUCAAUGAGGAAGUGGAAGCAUUGACAGCCAACAUUGACUAUAUUAAUGACAGUAUUGCAGAUUGUCAGGCCAACAUCAUGCAGAUGGAGGAAACCAAGGAGGAGGGUGAUACUGUGGACGUCUCUGCUGUGAUUGGUUCCUGUACACUGACAGAGGCUCGUUUUCUCCUGGAUCACUUCAUGUCAAUGGCAAUUAACAAGGGCCUGCAGGCAGCUCAGAGGGAGUCUCAGGUGAAGGUGAUGGAGGGCAGAUUGAAGCAGACUGAAAUUACCAGCGCCACACAGAACCAGCUGCUCUUUCACAUGCUGAAGGAGAAAGCAGAGUUUAACCCAGAGCUGGACGCGCUGCUGGGGAAUGCUUUGCAAGAGCUAGGUAACAUCCCGCCUGAAAACGGGGACGAUAGCAGCAGUGAUGAAUCUGCCCAGAGCCCCUCUGCAGAGGGAAACACUCUGGCUACAGAUUUCAUGAAACUUUGUGGAGAGACCAAAACAAGGAAUAAGGCUCGCAGGAGGACGACCACUCAGAUGGAGUUGCUCUACGCUAACAGUGACUCUGCCCCUGAUGCACCUACUGUCGACUUUUCUAGUCCGAUGUUGCCGUUAGCUGAAACACCCGAUGCGGGCGGAGACAUGGACUUGUCAGGCUCAGUCAGGGACUACGCAGCUCUCUCCCCUGGCUUUUCCUCUAAAAUGGGCAGCAUUUCUGGCUCCAGAAAUCUGCUAGGCGUGGAAAAGCGAGCUCCUGAGCCUUCCCCGCUCUCGCGCAGGAAGACCUAUGACAAGGCACAAGCAGCGGCUGAAAGGGCAAAGGUCAAGGACAUUAAACAGGGCGUCAUUAACCCGGUCCCACCCACCAAGAGCAGCCGGUCAUCGACAUUACAGUGUGUUCAUGUGGCGGAGGGACACAGUAAAGCUGUUUUAUGUGUUGACUGCACUGACGACCUGCUGUUCACAGGAUCCAAAGACCGGACCUGUAAGGUGUGGAAUCUGGUGACGGGUCAGGAGAUAAUGUCUCUAGCGGGUCACCCCAACAAUGUGGUGUCAGUCCGUUAUAGCUCUAGUUUGGUCUUUACUGUCUCUACCUCCUACAUCAAAGUCUGGGACAUUCGGGACUCGGCCAAAUGCAUCCGCACACUAACGUCUUCUGGUCAAGUUAAUGUUGGGGAUGCCUGUGCAUCCAACACCAGCCGGACAGUCACCAUCCCUGCAGGAGAGAAUCAGAUCAACCAGAUUGCGCUCAACCCCAACGGCACAGUCCUGUACGCUGCUGCUGGAAACUCUGUCAGGGUCUGGGACCUGAGAAGGUUUGCCUCUACUGGAAAGCUUACUGGUCACCUUGGUCCAGUUAUGUGCUUGACUGUGGAUCGGUCUGGAAACAGCCAAGACCUGGUUAUCACUGGGUCCAAGGACCAUUACAUUAAGCUGUUUGACGUGACUGAAGGCUCUCUGGGAAGCAUCAGCCCUACACACAACUUUGAACCACCACAUUAUGACGGUAUCGAGUCUCUGGUAAUCCAAGGGGACAUUUUCUUCAGCGGCUCCCGAGACAAUGGCAUCAAAAAGUGGGACCUAGACCGUAAAGAUCUACUGCAGCAAGUCCCAAAUGCUCACCGUGACUGGGUUUGUGCACUUGGUGUCGUCCCUGGAUCACCAGCCUUGCUGAGUGGAUGCAGAGGCGGGGUGCUCAAGCUGUGGCACACAGACACUCUAGGGACACUGGGAGAGCUCAAGGGUCACGAGAGCCCCAUCAACAGCAUCUCUGCCAACAGCAGCCACCUGUUCACCGCCUCCGAUGAUCGGACUGUGAAGAUCUGGCGUGCACGUGGUGGACUGGACGGCACCUUGGAAGUGGUUGACAGUGUAGACGAGGUUGCAAGUAACUGAACACGGUACCACUUGCCUGGUUUGACUCUAGAAGGAUGUAAAGGCACUCCUGCCCUGCACUUUGACCCCUUAACUAUCAAGCCUAAACGACACACCUUCCAUAUCAUGUGACGUUCAUGACUGAGCCGACAGGAAACGGUAAUCUCAUCACAGUGGAAGCUAACGCAUUAAUUCUUUUCUUUGACUCUGUAUGCUUAGAGGAUUUUGCUAAUCAGAUUUAGUUCUAUACUUCUAUUUCUCUCUUCUUGCGCUGUAGACGGUUUGUCAUUAUUGUCGUCAUUAUAAGAACUUAUAUUCACAAGAUACUAUAGGAUGUGGUGAACACACAGUAGAAACUAUCAGUGCAGCUCGGCUUACAUGCAGCACAGUGCAACAAUACAACACAGGCAACCCUGCCAAAAAAGGAUGUGGUGUUUUGUUGUAAGAGUACAGAAAUACAUACGUGCAGCAGAGCUAAUGGGUUGGUAGCUGGUCUUCACAACCCACUUCUCCACUUUGUUGAGAUUGUUUCCUCACUUGAAACAGAAGUGUUAUUCCAUCACUCCUGUUUCCAAGAGCAAGAAAAGUGGCUGUGUGUGAGAAAGAAAUCAUUCUACCCCUUAACAUCCUACUCUUGCUUCUGUGCUCCCUUCAGUUUCUGCAGCAGCUUUAGAUCAGUGACCAAAAAUGUGUAACGUGUUGUUAUUGCUGUCCUCAGCUGGACUUGUAAACAGAACACACUUUAUAGUAGCUAAAGUUUGACAUUUAGGGAAAUAAGCUCACUUGCUUUAUACACUGCAUGUCUUUUGACUGUGGGAGGAAUCCAGAGUACCCAGGACCCUUCUGCUCAGAGGCAGCAGAAGGGUCCUGGGUUUUCAGGUACAACCCAGAGCUUGAAUGGCAGUUUAGUGAAGGAGUCUUCAGUGUCAAGUCAAGAAGCAUGAUCAUCAUUACCCUUCAGUCAUAAAAGGCGGAUGGGGUACUGUUGUCACCCUGUCAGAGGGGCACCAUGGACAGCCAUUAUAACUUCAGAACAAGAUGACAUAGCAUUUCAAAUUGAUACCAUAGGUGUAGCUACUAAAAAUCUCAGAUGAUUUGAAAUCUAGUUGCCAAGGAUUUUGAAAUUUAUACAAUAGGUGCAUCUACUAGAAGUCUGUAGGGUAACUUUAUUCUGCAUUCACUGGGCUGUGCGCUCCAAGAAUUCAUCUUCUGGGGGUCAGGCUGUGCAUCCUGACGGGUCUGAGGAACAAGACUGAGUAGAAACGAACCAAACUUAAAGAAUCUUUGCUCACCAACUCAACAACUCCCAUACUCACAAGGUUUAAAACUUAUAAUGCUAAGAUUUUGACAUAGUGGAGGCAGUGCAUCACAGGUGUGCAAGUGGUCAGGAAAGGUUUUAUAAUAAUGACAGCCAUUUGAAGACCUAUGAGGGACAAUUGAGCAAAUACAGUAAAAAUCUUGAAUUUAUCUGGUAAGUGGUACAGUGGUUAACACAGGCCCCUCACAGGAAUCUGGAAGCUGACUGAGGCCUCUGUGUUCCUGUUCCUGUGUGGAUUGUUUCUGGGUUUCUGCACCCUCCCACAACUUAAAGACAUGCACGAUGAAUGAAAUUGGGAUUCUAAAUUUUCCAAAGGCAUAAAUGUGAGAAAACUAAUUGAUGAAAAAUCUGUCCAGUGCAGUUUUUGUUUUUUAAUGGGUGGAACUUUAUCAUAGGAUCUCAUAUACCUUUAACCGCUGAGCACAUGUAAAAAAACCAAACAAAAAUCAACACAAUUAGUCUCUGAGAUUCACUUAAUCCUUAAAUGUGAGCAGGUUGAGCACCGAUGAAAGUCUGCACUUGUUGUCCAUGUUUCAUUGUGUGUACAAAUAUAUCUUCACUCUUCACACAUGCUGGUAACACUCACUUAACCUACACUGCUAAGUUGUGGUCUAAUUCCCAUGCUGCUAAGACACGUUCACCUUCUCAACCCUAUAAGAGGGCUUCUUGUCGUGGGCUCCAGGUGAGGUCCACUCAGUACCGUAGUUGUGUAUGUGUGUAUAUAAGUGUAACGGUAUCUCUUUGCUGUUGAGAGGAGAGGCCUUCUGACGCAACCAGUGUUAUUUUCCUGACUAUUGACUCAACAUCUGUCUCUGUUCUGAUCUUACUGGGGCCUUCCUGGAGGCACUCGUGGUCUCUGCAGUUUAACUGACCUGCCUGUCAUGAUUGUGUGCUGUCAUUUAUGAAUGUUUGGUGAAACAGCAGCUGUAGGAAUUAUUCAACUACAUAUGAAAUGUAUGUAAACAAUGUCUGUUCAAAACAAAAAACUAAUCUGACUGAAUGUUAGUUUUGUGGGACCACCGAUCUGAACGUAGUCUCACACUAGAGCCCAGAGGACCGUGAAUGGCACAAAGACUGACGAGUACAUCAGUAAUGCUUUGGACUGAGCUUUUCCUUCAGACAGGUGGCAGGUCACGUUUAGUGGCCUUUGGUUAGUUUCUUUUCUUUGUUUUGUUUGUUAUGCCCUUCUUCUUCCAUGUACCCAUGGCGCGCCCCCUCCUGUUUUAGGAGCCAUUCCCCAAUGGCGGACUCUGUAGCGAUUCUAAUGUCAGAUGCCUGGUCAGAAUAAAUGCCAUCUGUCAAAAACAA
Pelmatolapia mariae (spotted tilapia) is the source of this 7751-nucleotide messenger RNA. RefSeq names its product kinesin family member 21A (gene kif21a). The record is from RefSeq and is a predicted model, not a curated record. Bases 359 to 5146 code for a protein of 1595 amino acids. Gene Ontology annotation, biological process: spindle elongation; mitotic spindle organization; microtubule-based movement. The transcript has 35 exons. NCBI's taxonomy places the organism in Eukaryota, Metazoa, Chordata, Actinopteri, Cichliformes, Cichlidae. Gene Ontology annotation, molecular function: ATP binding; microtubule motor activity; microtubule binding. Gene Ontology annotation, cellular component: microtubule associated complex.